Messenger RNA from Trypanosoma cruzi, 1173 nucleotides. RefSeq lists its product as uncharacterized. The transcript has a single exon. The record is from RefSeq and is a predicted model, not a curated record. Bases 1 to 1173 code for a protein of 390 amino acids. NCBI's taxonomy places the organism in Eukaryota, Euglenozoa, Kinetoplastea, Trypanosomatida, Trypanosomatidae.
AUGUUUGUCUGCGGUGCCUGGGGACAAGCCCUCUUCGUGGUGUCUGGACACGCCUCCCACCAACACGAUGGAUGCGAGGGACCCGGAAGAAACAUACAUCUCGGUGCUGCCAUGCAUGCGGCAUUGCGGUGCCUCAGCAUGCGGGUGCGUCUGAGAGUGACUGAAGAGGGUAAUGCCCGUUGUGCCCCAUGCACGGACGGAGCGACGAUGACGUGGGUUGCUCCGCCCUACGACGAAGGAAAAGCUAUUUUCCGUGACCACGCGCAGGUGUGCACGAUAUCCGCCACCAGCGACAGCCUGCUUCCAGUGGUUCCGUGGGGUGGCGAGGAGAGAGUGUAUGGAGCAGGACGGUCUCACCGGCAUAUACUGAACAAGCUUUGCUACGGGCGUCCGUCCCCGAUCCAGAGAGCAUUGGGACCGGCCGUGGCACACCACCGAAGUAUGUGGACACGGCUGCUCCCAGAAGCAUCCGUCGCCAGAGGAGAAGGAAGUCGCCUCCGGUGCCACGACGACAACGGAGUGCGCUUGCCCAGCGACCUCGCGGGCGCGCCGCAGGAGGCGGAGAAGGAGUGCGAUCUUCCGGACAUCGACUAUGUGGCCGCCGAUGGUGUGACGUCUGUUGUCGGACAAUCAUUAGGAGAUGAGGCCGCCAGCGACAAGGCCGGUGGCGGUGCCACAGCCACGGGACCCAGGAGCCCUGAUGCCGCUGGUGCCGCGCAAGGCGCCGUGGACCCUCCGCCGAGGGAGGAUGACGCGGCGGUGGGGUGCGGGGGUUGGGAGGCAGACAUGAAGGACGCCCCGCCUCCGAUCCACGGCAGUAACACUGCGGCUGCUGCUUGUCCCUUUCCGCUGCUUCUUCUGCUUGCCGCUGCCGCCGCGGUGGCAACACUCAGCAGUGGGUGCAAGAGAGAGAGGCCUAUAUCAACUGGCAUGUCCCUAUCAGUAUAUACAUACACUCUGCUUGUCCGUAUACUUUGUACCAGGGACAUGCUGUAUGCACUCUCCCUCUUUUGUUGUUCGCUGAUGUGGCGGCACCACGCAUGUAUUAUGGGUUGGGAUAAGAAAUUGUUUGACUUCUUCUGGAGGAUAUCGUGCUGUGUUUGUGUGCGUGUGCGAGGGAUCUGUGUGGUUUUGAUUUCCCUAUUUUUAUUUACCUGCUUUGGCAUUGUGUAA